Molecule: messenger RNA, 872 nt
Organism: Hemicordylus capensis (graceful crag lizard)
Lineage: Eukaryota; Metazoa; Chordata; Lepidosauria; Squamata; Cordylidae
Gene: ATP5ME
Product: ATP synthase membrane subunit e
Exons: 4
Coding region: 43-258 (71 amino acids)
Biological process (GO): proton motive force-driven ATP synthesis
Molecular function (GO): proton transmembrane transporter activity
Source: RefSeq, a predicted model, not a curated record
UUUGUGCGUCACGUCCGCCUGGGUGCGUUGGAGAGGGGCGAGAUGAUUCCACCGGUGGAGGUUUCUCCGCUUAUCAAGUUCACCAGGUAUUCAGCACUGCUACUUGGAAUGAUCUAUGGAAAGAAAAGAUAUGACUAUCUGAAACCUAUUGCUGAAGAGGAAAGGAGAAUAGAAGCAGAGGAGAAAAAGAAGCGUGAGGAAAUGGAACGAAUUGCAAAAGCACUGGCGGAAGCCAAUGAAGAUACAAUACUCAAAUAAAGCCUGCUCUGUCCUCAUCUUCACCUUCAAGAUUUGGUGUUUGAAACUUUGAAGUACAUAAUCUUAAGUGUCAAACAAACUUAUUUUAUUUGCAUCAAUAAAUAAUUAUGAACUCCACUCAAAAGAUUUCUUAAUGUGCAAGUACAAAUGAAAUAAGCUUCUACAGAUGUAGGUAGAUGUCCCUCAAAUGAGUGAUUUGCAGCAGUAUCUGUGAAAAAUGGAAGCAGAACCCAAUUUUAAGCUGCCAGUGCAAAGGAAAGAUUUGUCUCCUUGUGUUGCUCUAGUGAGCUGGCCUUUCCGACACAGUAGAGCAGCAGCAACAGUUGUCUACUCCAGUAGGGGACAUGAUUAGCCUGCCCAUUCAUGUACUGAAUAGAUUUCAGUUUGUAAUUUUCAGGAUUUUUCAACAUAACAGAUAGUUGGCAUAUAAAGACAUGCUGCUUAACUAAUCAAGCUGUGUUACAGCAGUGACUAAAACUUUUUGACACAGUUCGUAUGUAAAACUUUUCUAUGUCUUAUGUGACUGACUAUAAUAUUUUGGAAAAGUGGCAGUGACUCACAAAUUUCUGACAAACCUUUGUCAAAUAAAAACAAAGCAAACUUGCUGUAUUGAA